AUGGCUGAAGUUGCUGGCCUCAUUCUGGGGGUAAUACCUCUUGUUAUAUCAGCCCUGAAGUAUCGAAAUGAACUGUCGGAGCAUACACUGGCAUUUUUCCGGUGGCAAAAAGCCAAAUCGUUGAUGAUUCGACAACUAUCGUUAUGUCUUGUGGACUUUGAGAUGAACAUGCGGCUGCUACUCAAGGACACUGCGAAACCACAAGCUCAGUUACAAAUGAUCGAAAACCCUCGACAUAUUAUGUGGAAUGAUGGCCGAUUCCUCCAAACGCUGGAACAGAAGCUUGGCAAGGCUUACACGCUAUUGAUAAGCAUGCUACGAGAGAUAGAAACUAUCAUCAUUUCUAUCGCGUCAAGCCUUGAUAUGGCUGUCGCAGGAGAGGAUGUGAAGAAAGGACUGGGAGUCUUCUUACAGGAAGGUCUUACUCUUUCUCAGAACGCAUGUUCGGGAAAGACUGUCCAACUACAACAGCGGGCCAAGUUUGCAUGGAAACGCCAGCAGAUUAAAACAGAAAUCAAGGAACUGGCCGAGUGCAAUGCUAGACUGCACAGGAUCUUGACAGCCUCCAACCAGCUCACGGAGACACUGCAAGCCGUAGAAACGGGCGGGAAAGUGGAGGUUGGUUUCGUGGGGUCUUUGGAAGAUAUCUCCAGAAAUGCUUCGAGAGUCCAUGAUACCCCGUCCAGCAGUUGGUGCGCCCUUGGUGACUGUAACCAUCAGGCUGCCAUAAUGUUAGAGGAGAGGCUGUCUCGGAAGUCUAUAACCCACAGAUCUGGAGCAACCCGUCCAUAUGGAAAUGCUGGGCACUUCAGUGUCUCGCUUUGGAGAGACACCGUGGCAACGUGGCUGAAUGCUGAAUUUCGCUUGGACCCAGAUGGAAUGUAUCAACCAGGAAGGAAGAGUCGCAAUCGUCGCGUUCGUUUCCAGCCUUCUCAUGUGCCCGUUGAUGGGCCUUCUUCCCAAGAGGUCACUGAUAUCUGCACAUUCAUUCGACAGACCGCUCAUUCCGAGUUAAGCUUUCUUAUUGAUAGCCACAACGUUCUGCAUCGCCUUGAUAGACCCGACAAUCCACACCGUCAUUUGCUGGAAACAGGGGUCAGUCUGUAUGAUCUGUUACCAGAACUAAGAAAGCAAUCGUUUGCCUUGUCUGACUUCUACCGCCUCGCCAUCACCUUGGCGUCAUCUGUCCUUCAGCUUCGAGACACUUGUUGGCUUCACCGAUCUUGGAACAAACAAAAUAUCAUGUUCUUUCGGCCUGGCUCCGAUGGAGAGACAUCAGCGGAUGUGCGUUAUCCGUAUCUCACCAUGAAUUAUGAAACAGCGCUACCUCCAAGAUAUCAGCAAACUGAGCACCAUAUUAUGCUUGGCCUUGCCAUCAUGCUCAUGGAAAUAAAGACAGGAACACCGAUUGAGUGUCACAGACAUCCGGACGAUCUAGGCUCCGAUGGAACGCUCAAUGCCUCAUCGAAUUAUCUGACAGCCUCAAGGUGGCUUGGCCAGUUAACAGAUCGUGGAAGGUUAUCGUGGAGGUACGGUGAUGCUGUGAGAUAUUGUAUCAAGUUUUAUGACGAUUAUUGUGCCUCUCUAGAAGACGCUGAGACCCAAAAGCAAUUCAAAGAAGCAGUAAUCGGUGGUUUAGAGAUAGAGAUGCAAGCUAUAGUGCAUGGCGUUUAA
Fusarium mangiferae is the source of this 1674-nucleotide messenger RNA. RefSeq lists its product as uncharacterized. The record is from RefSeq and is a predicted model, not a curated record. Lineage: Eukaryota; Fungi; Ascomycota; Sordariomycetes; Hypocreales; Nectriaceae. The transcript has 4 exons. Bases 1 to 1674 code for a protein of 557 amino acids.